This is a messenger RNA of Paramecium pentaurelia, 1674 nucleotides long. NCBI's taxonomy places the organism in Eukaryota, Ciliophora, Oligohymenophorea, Peniculida, Parameciidae. The record is from the annotation of a GenBank genome assembly.
AUGACUGAAGCAUAACAAUUAGAAGAAUUUACAAUAUAUGGAAUUCAAAGUGAAUUCAGUGCAAGAGGUUAAAUCAAAUAUGAAGAUCUAAGAAUGCUCAUAUCAGAUUAUAUGUAGAUGUAACCUAUCUUUUUCUUGGUUGUUCAAAUCCUUGAACAAGAACAUUAAAUUUAGAUAGUUGAAAAGAUCAAAAUUGAUAUCUAAACUAUUUACUCAACUUUUAGAUCUCUUUCAUUUUUACAUGAAGUUCCUAGGGUAUAUCACUUAUUCUCUAUUACAGUUCCUAAAUGGACGUUUAACACAUCUUAAUGUUCGCAAUAUCAAAGCAGCCAUUUAACUUUAUCAUGAUGGACUCCUUACGUAAUCACAUAUUGUUUUAUCUAGAAUGAAGGAUAUCAAAGAUGCUUGUCUUAUUUUUCAUCUUAGAGAAUAAGAAUUAAUGAGUGAAGGUGUACCAUGUAAUGCAACUGAAAUUAACAAUUUAUUAUGGGUAUAUGCAUUUUCUCAUUAUUUUCAUUUCAGGCAAUAGGAAAAGCUAUAAGUAGUAGUGUUUUGGAAGAAUGGAUAAAGAGAUGCACUGAUUUUCUUUAGAUUAAAGGUUUCAUUUAAGAAUUUGAGUUUCUCUACCUUAUGGCCAAUACAGUUGACAGAUGGGCUUAUUAUGAGAAAAUUCCUAAAACUAAAAUGGAUCUUACUAGAGAUCCAAAAAUGGUUUAAUUAUUACACUACUUUAGGAUAAUCUCUAUGUAGUUGAUUAAACUGGAUAUAAAACUGCCAAGAAUCCAGAUGCCAAAAUUUAACAUUAUAUGAAUUAUCAAUACAAUAUGGAUAAGGCUGUAUUUAAGGGAAGAUCCUUAAAAGAUAGAAAUGAAUAUUACAUUCAAAAAAGAACAUAAAAACAUUAAUAAUUUUUGAAAAACAAAGAUGCUGGUAUUGGUGAAUUUAAAAAACUCUUAAGAGAUCCUGAAUUAUAUGUUGAAAUCAAAUCUAAAUUAAAAAAUGCUUAAUAAAUUUUGAAUCAUUCUAAAUUAAAUGGAAAGAUGUUGAGAGUAUAAUUAUUAGAAGAAUUUGCAGGUUCAAAAGAAUUUUUGUAAUCUCAAAGUGGUUAACAUAAUAAAUAAUUAUAAUAAGAGGAAUCAAGGAAAAGCAUACCUACAAUUAAAUAAUUAAAAGAACAUCCUUAAUUUUAAAAAUAAACAUAAAAAAUAUAGAUAUCUGAAGCUAUUGAAGAUAUUAGAUUAGAUGUUUAAUAACAUAAAAAAAUGAUGUAAGAUCCAGCUUUUAUGACUGAAUAUUUAUAAAGAGCAUCAAGUGCAGUUAGUACUAAGGCAUCAAUGAGAAAAAAUACAAGUGGAAAAUUAGCAGUUUAAUCUUAAACAUCUUUGAGACCAUCAACUGCUUUAGUAAUGCCUACAUAUACUAAAGUUUCAAGACCUAUUACAGCAAUUAGUAAUCAAGAACAUUAGAAACCAAGAUUAUCUUAAACAAGGGUUAAUUAAUAUAUAUAUAUUUUAGAUUCCAUAAAUAUUAGAUGAAGAAAUUGAAAUAUUUGAGAAUGAACAAUAAGAUAAAAAGAAUUAAAAUACUGUAUUUUAUGGUUCUUCCAAUUCUACUAAACGAUUAUAUAAUAUAGAUUUACCAUGGCAUACACCGUCAUCGCUAAAAAAUUAAUGA